Molecule: messenger RNA, 789 nt
Organism: Brassica napus (rape)
Lineage: Eukaryota; Viridiplantae; Streptophyta; Magnoliopsida; Brassicales; Brassicaceae
Product: protein phosphatase 1 regulatory inhibitor subunit PPP1R7 homolog
Exons: 5
Coding region: 1-789 (262 amino acids)
Molecular function (GO): protein binding
Source: RefSeq, a predicted model, not a curated record
AUGGGCUUCGUCUUUCUCUCGAUCCAGAACUCCACAAUCAAUACUCCACUACAUCUCGAUUCAAUCGAGUUACCUCCGACGCUAACUGACCUGGAUCUCACGGUGAACCGUUUAUCGGAACUGGACUCGAGGAUCGCUCACCUCUCUAUGCUCAAGAAGCUUUCUCUUCGCCAAAACCUAAUCGAACACUCCGCCGUCGAGCCUCUCUCUCGCUGGGACGCCUUGUCCGAUCUCGAGGAGCUGAUUCUCAGAGAUAACAAGCUAGCGGAAGUACCAGAUAUAAGCAUAUUCUCAAGGCUUUUGGUCUUUGACAUAUCUUUCAAUGAAAUCACUUCGUUGGAAGGAUUAUCAAAGGCCUCUAGCACGUUGAAGGAGCUCUAUGUGUCUAAGAAUGAAGUUAACAAGAUUAUGGAGAUUGAACACUUGCACGACUUGCAGAUUCUUGAGCUAGGGUCCAAUAGAUUGUGGGUGAUGGUGAAUAUGGAGAGCUUGACAAAGUUAGAAGAGCUGUGGCUGGGAAGAAACCGUAUCAAAGUUGUGAACUUGUGUGGGCUCAGAUGUAUUAAAAAGAUUAGCUUGCAGAGCAAUCAAUUGACCUCUAUGAAAGGAUUUGAGGACUGUGUUGCUCUUGAAGAGUUGUAUCUGAGCCAUAAUGGUAUCUCAAAAAUGGAAGGCUUGAGUGCGUUGGUUAACCUACGGGUAUUAGACGUGUCGAACAACAAGCUCACAUCAGUUGAUGACAUCCAGAGCCUCACAAAGUAUUUCACUUUUCCUUUUCUUCAGGACUGA